This is a messenger RNA of Saccharomyces mikatae IFO 1815, 1605 nucleotides long. It is a transcript of the gene GLE1, whose product is annotated as nucleoporin GLE1. The transcript has a single exon. Gene Ontology annotation, molecular function: phospholipid binding; inositol hexakisphosphate binding; translation initiation factor binding. Gene Ontology annotation, cellular component: cytoplasm; nuclear pore; nuclear pore cytoplasmic filaments. The record is from RefSeq and is a predicted model, not a curated record. NCBI's taxonomy places the organism in Eukaryota, Fungi, Ascomycota, Saccharomycetes, Saccharomycetales, Saccharomycetaceae. Gene Ontology annotation, biological process: regulation of translational initiation; regulation of translational termination; poly(A)+ mRNA export from nucleus. The coding region runs from base 1 to 1605 and encodes 534 amino acids.
AUGAGGUUUGUUUUUGAUGAGGUUUUAAGUUCAGAUGUUGAUUCUCCAGAAUUCGAAGAAACAUGUUCUACAACAUCUUCUGUGUCAUCGGGAUAUCCUACACCUGAACCGAGCCCAGCAACGAAGUUGCCUCUAUUCACGGCAGGUGGUGCGAAGGAGUUGGUAGUGAAGUUUGACCCUGCUCUAGAGGACUUAUUGCGUGACUUGAAUCUGCAGUCCAAACUAAUUCCCUUAAAUGAGCCUAUUGGGGCCGCACCGUCGAUAAUGGUGCCACAUCCAACUAACUUAUCACUACCGAAUCCACCUCGCUUGUCGCUGAUAAGUACUGUCAAGACACCAGAUAUGGGGGCACCCUUACUAGAGGCAAUAGAAGACUCUUUUCAGAGGAAAAUGCAAAAUUUGGUACUUAUAAAUCAGAAAGAAGUUCAAUCCAUUAGAGCAAAUAAACGACGUGUUGAAGAGCAACGUAAGCGAAAAGAGGAGGAAGAGCGCAAACGUAAAGAAGCUGAAGAGAAAGUCAAACGAGAGCGGGAGUUAUUGCGCCAAAGAAAAGAGGAGGAAGAGCUUAAACGCAAAGAAGCAGAAGCAAAACUAGCACAGAAGAAACAAGAGGAACAAAGAAAGAAAAUCGAAGAACAAAAUGAAAAGGAAAAACAGUUAAAAAGGGAUGAAGAAGCCAAACUAUUGCAGCAGAAAGAUAAAUUGGGUAAAGCCAUCACGAACUUUGAUAGAAUUUCCAAAACGUUCUGGCACUAUAAAGACAAAAUUGCUCAGAUAAAGAAAGAUAUAGUAUUGCCAGUAAAGAAGGCUGACGUCAACGUGAGAAAUUUGCUUUCACGUCACAAAAGGAAAAUUAAUCCCAAAUUCGGGCAGCUAACUAAUAGCAACCAGCAACUCUUCAAAAUCCAGAAUGAAUUAACACAAUUAAUAAACGACACGAAAGGCGACUCUUUAGCAUACCAAUGGAUUUUAAACUUUAUUGCGAAAGCUGUGGUCCAUCAAGCAGAAACUGAAGUCAGAGUGAAACCGGAGUCAGCAUUACCUCUGGGAAAAUUGACUUUAUAUUUACUAGUUCAAUUUCCAGAGUUACAAGAAUUGUUUAUGGCCAGACUUGUUAAAAAAUGUCCCUUUGUAAUAGGAUUCACGUGCGAGAUUGAUACCGAAAAAGGUCGUCAAAACAUGGGAUGGAAAAGAAACAACGAGAAUAAAUGGGAAGAUAACACAUCUUACGACGAGAGAAUGGGCGGAAUAUUAUCAUUAUUCGCCAUAAUAACGAGACUAGCGUUGCCCCAAGAAUUCAUCACUAGCAAGAGUCAUCCUUUCCCUAUUUCAUUAUCAUGGCAGAUACUUGCUAGGAUAUGCAAUACGCCACUGGAUUUAAUAACAAAUACUCAUUUCGUUAUACUGGGUUCAUGGUGGGAUGCCGCCGCCGUGCAAUUCCUUCAGGCUUAUGGGAAACAAGCCUCCAAGCUGUUGGUCUUGAUUGGCGAGGAACUGACAUCCAAAAUGGCUGAAAAGAAAUAUGUAGGUGCUGCAAGAUUAAGAAUUUUAUUGGAGGCUUGGCAAAACAACAGCAUGGAAUGCUUUCCAGAAAUGUCUCCCUAA